Molecule: messenger RNA, 1438 nt
Organism: Panicum hallii
Lineage: Eukaryota; Viridiplantae; Streptophyta; Magnoliopsida; Poales; Poaceae
Product: protein TIFY 10b-like
Exons: 5
Coding region: 336-1037 (233 amino acids)
Biological process (GO): response to wounding; regulation of jasmonic acid mediated signaling pathway; regulation of defense response
Cellular component (GO): nucleus
Source: RefSeq, a predicted model, not a curated record
AUUAUGGCGCGCCCUCCGCCAUUAAACUACUCCUCCCCUCUCCCUCCCCCGCCAGCGAAACGAUAAAUCAAUUCCCGUGGUUUUUAAUCGCGGGGGAUUUGUAUUCAUUACGGCCGGAAAACUGGGGGCUCCUUUAUAAGCGCGUCGGGGCGCGGCGUGCUCACACGAGGCAGCGCUUGCAUCUCGCGCACGAACCCUGGGGAGAGGAGGAGAGAGGGAGGCGAACCACCGCCGCUGCUGCGAGGCGAAUAGCACGAGCUGGGGCGGAGUUGGAGGCGGCGGCGCGGGGAUUUGCUUGAGGAAGGUGGGGGGAAGGAGGAGGAGAGAGGCCGGCGAUGGCGGCGUCCGCGAGGCCCGGGGAGAGGGCGACUAGCUUCGCCGUGGCGUGCAGCCUCCUCAGCCGCUUCGUCCGCCAGAACGGCGCCGCGGCCGCCGAGCUCGGCCUCGGGAUCAAAGGUGAGGCCGAGCCGCAGACGAGGAGCUUGCUGCCUGGAGCCGAGGCCGAGGAGGCGGAGAGGAGGAAGGAGACCAUGGAGCUGUUCCCCCAGAGCGCCGGGUUCGGCGUGAAGGAUGCUGCUAGGGAGCCAGAAAAGAAAGAUAAAUCUCAGCAGCUCACCAUCUUCUACGGAGGGAAGGUGCUGGUGUUCGACGACUUCCCAGCCGACAAGGCAAAGGACCUGAUGCAGCUGGCCAGCAAGAGCAACCCGAUGGUUCAGAACGUUGGCUUGCCUCAGCCCUCUGCACCCGCAACUGUCACCGACAACAGGAAGGUCCACAAGGCCAUGCCUACCCCUGUGAGCAGCUUGCCUGUUGCUCAGGCUGCUGAUGCUCAGAAGCCUGCUCGUACAAAUGCUUCUGACAUGCCUAUUGCUAGGAAGGCGUCACUUCACCGCUUCCUUGAGAAGAGAAAGGAUCGCCUCAACGCAAAGACACCGUAUCAAACUUCCCCUGUCGACGCUACACCAGUCAAGAAGGAGCCUGAGAACCAGCCAUGGCUUGGACUAGGACCAAAUACCGUGAAGCCCAACCUGAGUUAGCACGACACUCAACCAAUAAGAUGGCACCGCAACCUCACCAAACCUUUGCAUAAGGUUCUGAAUAUGCUUGCCAUUAGAGUAACGAAAUCACAAAUAUUCUCUCGUUAUCGUGUUGUUUAGAGCUUUCUUUAGGUCGUGGUUCUACGUCCUCUUGUCACAUAGUUCUGGAUGUAAAGAAAAAGUAGCCAGUCAUGACCAUUACCCAGAGUCCGAGAGAAGUUUUGGGUUGUUAACACACGGCGACUCUGAAUUGGCCAUGCUAAGUAAAAUGAUAGUGCAAAGAGACCUAUAUGUAUUUUUUCUGAAACCUGGAUCGUUUGGCUCUAGCCUUGAUGUAUGCAGAACAAGUGAUUGUAAUGGAUCCAGCGUAUCAUAAGACUAGUAUUGUUGUUUUCUGAUCA